Molecule: messenger RNA, 2583 nt
Organism: Alternaria rosae
Lineage: Eukaryota; Fungi; Ascomycota; Dothideomycetes; Pleosporales; Pleosporaceae
Exons: 2
Coding region: 156-2408 (750 amino acids)
Cellular component (GO): membrane
Source: RefSeq, a predicted model, not a curated record
GCGGUAUUUAUCAGCAGCGCGCAUCGCAUCUGCACCUGAAGCCAACUCUUGGACCCUGAGCGCAUUGCCAUUGAUCAUAGACAUCUUAGACGCGUCUGCGCAUAUACUCCCCCAAACCUCUCGCUAUCGAACAUCCCUCGCGACCGACGACCACCAUGGCCGCUGAAUACCAACAACAUGAGGACCCCAGUGGUGUGACAGGCAUUGGCGCGGGUCCUCAAGUCAUCAGCACCUCGGGUGCAGUGGAUGUCAUCAUGGGACCGCUCCUCAACUACCGACGUACAAGCAACCAGCAAGGCGGGCAGCCUGUCUGGCACGGCAGUGUCCUCAUCGUCGCCACGCCCGGACAACAGAACCCGAAUGAGGCACAGCCAAACCCCCAGCUUACACUUUUCCCAGCUGGUGCGGUCGACAAGAACAUGGGUGACGUGAGGUUCAGCGUGGAAGCGCGCGAGUUCCACGGAGAAAAGCUAUACGAGGAUAGUAAGAGGGCUUUCUGGCGCUUCAGGAUCGAUGCUCCUAUGCAGCCAUUCGAAUCAAGAUGGCGUUACGAGAUCCAGAACCUCAGAUACACCGACACGAUGAAGGAGGAGAAGCCCCAGAACUUCGUCGUGCCCUCAAUCACCCAGUCGAUGCGCAUCAUGUUCCAUUCUUGCAACGGCUUCAGUGUUGGCACCGACAUGGACGUCUGGUCCGGACCUGUUUUGUGGAAUGAUGUCCUCCGCAUGCACGAGCAGCGACCUUUCCACGUCAUGAUUGGAGGAGGUGACCAGAUCUACAACGAUGGAGUGCGAGUCGACGGACCCCUCAAGCCAUGGACCGACAUACAUAGCCCUCAUAAGCGACGCGAGUUCCCCUUCGGCCAGCAGAUGCGUGCCGAUUGCGACGAGUACUAUUACAACAACUACGUCAAAUGGUAUGGUCACAAGCCCUUCUCCACUGCCAACAGCCAGAUUCCUCAGGUCAACAUCUGGGACGACCACGACAUCAUCGAUGGCUUUGGCUCCUACACCGACCAUUUCAUGAACUGCGCUGUCUUCAGAGGCAUUGGUGGUGUUGCGCAUAAGUACUACCUCCUCUUCCAGCACCACCUUGCUCCUCCAAAGAGUACCUUCACGACCGACGCGCCCCAGACGACCGAUGUAACAGGCCAAGGACAAGGCACAACUCCCGCCGAUCCGGUGCAGGUGGAUAGCACUUUCGUUAUGACCAACGAUGAGGGCGACCCAUCAUACCUUAUCGGCUCGAAGCCCGGCCCAUAUGUCGAGGAACGCAGUCGCAGCAUCUACUGCCAGCUCGGCGCACGCAUUGCCUUUGCUGGUAUUGAUGCGCGAACAGAGCGUACGAGGCAUCAAGUCAACUACCCCGAGACCUACAAGAUGCUCUUCGAUCGUCUAGACGCCGAAUUCACCGCAAACCCAGAACUUAAGCACAUGAUCUUGCUGCUCGGUGUACCCAUCGCCUACCCUCGCUUGAUCUGGCUCGAGAACAUUCUGCAGUCACCCUUGAUCGCACCCAUCAAGUUUUUGAACAAGCGCUUUGGCUUCGCUGGAGGUUUCUUUAACCAGUUCGAUGGCAAAGUUGAUUUGCUCGAUGACUUGGACGACCACUACACCGCGCGUCAGCACAAGGAGGAGCGUCGCAACCUCGUCCACAGCCUGCAGGCAUUCUCCAAGAAGUUCUCCGCCCGUGUCACCAUUCUUGGUGGAGAUGUACAUCUUGGAGCCAUUGGUCGUUUCUACACCAACCCCAAGACACACCAAAUUCCCGCAGAAGCUGACCACCGCUACAUGCCCAACAUCAUUAGUUCCGCCAUCACCAACAAGCCCCCACCGCAAGCUGUCGCGAACUUGCUGGCCCGCCGAAACAAGAUCCAUCACCUCGACAAGGAGACCGACGAGACGCUUCUCGAGAUCUUUGACCGCGACCCAGCUCUCCCUGGUGGCGUCAAUGCGACAAACGGCAGCUCCACCGCCCAGAUCGAGGGCGACGGCAAGGACGGAAAGAUCGAACCCAAGACCUCCGCCGCAAACCACGCAACAAUGCCUUCGCGCAACUACGCCAUCAUCUGCGAAUCCGCGAUCCCCACUCCCUCCACCCUCGGUGUACCUCCCGGCUCAGCGCCCUCCAUCAACACGAACAACACCGCCGCGUCCAAGAUCUCCGCUGCCCCUGGCAAGAAAGACAAUAUGCGUCUGGGUUUCCAUCUCGGAGAGGAGAAGGCCGGCACUCAGCACCCAGCUGCUGGUGGUAUCAACCCAUCAGGCCUUUGCGGACCGUAUGGACUGGAUGUUACGCUUAGGGUGGAGAUCAGCAACCAAGAUCGCGAGGGCAGGACUGAUGGCUACGGCUUCAGCAUUCCCGCGUUAGAUUGCUCGGCUUAUGCUGAUCGCGGCGAGAAGUGGUAGACUAUGACUACGAGGUGGACGCUUGGGAUGUUGGAUAGAGAAGGUCUCAAGCGGUAGAUAGGCGAAGGUGCCAUGGUGGAAGAUACUGGAUGACUUCAUUUUGCUUUCUUGUUUUGGUUUAUACCCUCGACAGUUGCUUGGCAUAGAGCAAUGAUGUGUAGUAGUUAAUUAGUCG